UUAGGCUGCAGCUGCAGGUGGGAGGCAGCCACCUGGGAUCUUCAGGAAGCCUUCAGACCGCGGGCUCGGGCCCGGUCCCUGGGUUCAGGGUGUGAGUGAGACGAGUGCGGGCAGGGCUAGGCCAUGCCCUCUGCUAGGGGAGAGGCGGAGCCUGUUGGGAACACCUUUUGGAGCCCAAGCGCCUGCGGGACCCUUUGGCAGCUGGGGACUGGAAGCAACGGAACCAAAGGCAGACGGUCCUCGGUUGCUGGGGCGGACGUGGGCCCAAUCUGUCCGUCCUCGCAAGUUUCCCCCAGGGCUGGGACCUGGGCGAGCGGCAAAUUCAGAAUUUCCCGGACUGUAGUGUUUGUCGCAGGCCCGAGUUGGAGGCUAACUGAGAAAUCUUCGUUCCUCAGAUUUGUUGAUCUACAGAAUGCUUCGAUACCCAUAUUUUUGUAGAAUCCAUAAAAAUUUUCUUUCUUGCCGGUUGGAAUCUGGCAUAUUUAAUUUGGGUGUCUGGCCAAAAAAAAUACAUGCUACAGCAGAAAGAUAUAAUGAAUAUGAAGCCCAGGAGGAAACAGAUCAAACUGGAGUUGAGGAGUUACACAGAUCUCAAGAUAGAGAUUCUGAAGUGAUGACUAAGUUACAUAUUCCAGUGAUGGUGGAUGAAGUUGUUCGUUGUUUGGCACCACAAAAAGGGCAGAGCACAUCAUGAGAAAUGCUGGGCUGGAUGAGUUACAA
Odocoileus virginianus texanus is the source of this 720-nucleotide messenger RNA. Lineage: Eukaryota; Metazoa; Chordata; Mammalia; Artiodactyla; Cervidae. The record is from RefSeq and is a predicted model, not a curated record.